AUGGAGGAUCUGCAAAAGGACCACGCCGAGGGGGAGCAGAGUCUGGGGGUGGCACGCCUGGCGACGCGCGAGGCGGAUGCCAACAACACCGCCUUCGACUCAAUCGCCUUCCAGCAGGCGAAGCUGGCAGAGGUGGACGAACAGCGCCGCGAGCAUGGCCUGGCUGCAGCCGCCGCCGCCGACGCAGGCCGCGCCCCUGCCGCAGGUGGGGUUUGCGCCCCCCCGCCUGCCGCGGGCGCCGCCGCGGCCGCCCCCGAUGCCGCCUGCGGAGCCGCGGCGGCUUUUCAACCGCGUCUGUUUUUUUCCGGAAGUUUUCGCUUCAAGCCAGAGGCGCUGUGGGAGUCG
Prorocentrum cordatum is the source of this 345-nucleotide messenger RNA. The record is from the annotation of a GenBank genome assembly. Lineage: Eukaryota; Dinophyceae; Prorocentrales; Prorocentraceae.